Amborella trichopoda is the source of this 967-nucleotide messenger RNA. The record is from RefSeq and is a predicted model, not a curated record. Lineage: Eukaryota; Viridiplantae; Streptophyta; Magnoliopsida; Amborellales; Amborellaceae.
AUGGCGGCAUUCUUGAAAGCAUGGGAAAGUGUAUGCCAAAGUACAAAUCCCCCCACCAUGACUAUUCCAGCAGGGAAAACCUUUCUCCUUAAUCCAACUACUUUUAGAGGCCCGUGCAAGUCUCCUGCUAUCAAUAUCCAGUGUGUGGAUGGCCUUAGCAUUCAAGGAAGUGGGACAAUAGAUGGUCAAGGACAUGCAUGGUGGCCCAUCAAGAGUGCUCAAGAGACCCAUGCAUUGAGCUUCGAUGUGUGCACCAAUCUAAAACUGAGGGAUUUGCACAUUGUUAAUAGCCAGCAAAGACAUAUCGCAAUUCAUAAUUCUAAUACUGUUUACAUAGGGGGUCUCCAUAUUAAUUCUCCAGAAGAUGGCCCCAACUCUGAUGGGGAACUCGAGAACAGUUUUAUUGCCACUGGUGACGAUUGCAUUUCCAUUGGUGAUGGCACGUAUGAUGUAAAUGCAUCCAAAAUCACUUGUGGCCCGGGUCACGGCAUCAGCAUCGGAAGUCUCGGUAAAGAUGGGACUCGUUCAACUGCAGAAAUGAUACAUGUUAAGGAUUCUUUCUUUAUUGGAACUAAAAAUGGGGCUCGGAUUAAGACAUGGCAGUUGGGAAAAGACUCUGAUGAUGAUAGUGAUUAUGAUAUUGCUAUGAAUAUGCGUGUCCCAGAUAUAUCGAAUCCCAUGUAUAGAUAUAUCCGAAUCUUAGCAGAUAUAUUUCCUCAGAAUACAAGACAUCAAUCCUCAACAUUGCGACCCUCUGGCAUAAUGUUGCAAACAUCAGCUGUUAAGGUGAGCGAUGUCCAAUUCAUAGGGGUGCAUGGAACAUGUAAGAGUGAGGUGGCCGUCUCAAUAGCAUGCAGUGAGAGCAUUGCGUGCACAAACAUAGUGGUAAAUGGCCUUGAAAUAAGAUCUAGUGAGCCCCAAGUUUCUAUCACCACAUAUUGCCUCAAUGCUCAUGGAACUGCUCAGG